AGGUGUUGUUGGCCAUUCUGCAGGGCACUUUAUCUCCGAUACCUGGUAUUGCUUCUGAGGUUUCGGGUGGCUUGGCGACCCGAGGCCCAGAUUUGCGCCAUUCCAUUUCGGGAUUCGGCUAUUUACUUCUCGCGCGUUUUAUGGCGCCUGCCGGGGUAAAGAUCGACUUCAACUUGGGAUGCCCAUCAUCAUCCAUCAUUCUCGCAACGACCGUGACGGAUAAAAACCUGAUCGGCCAGCCUAUUCCCGUGAAUGUGGUGAUAUGUUGUAUCCUGUGCAUUUCCUCCUCACUAAUCGCAUCAUGACUCUCCGCUGUUGAUGGCACCCACGUGGCAACGGCCGACGGUGACCUACGGACAGCCCACGACGCUUGAUGUUGCCCGCAAUCAGAAAUACAACGUCGUCCCGGUUGCAGGAACAAAACGGGGCUGUGACGAUAUUGAAAUAGCACCGCACGUGCAUCCUAUUCAGCAAAGCCUCUCAAUUCGACAAUUGCCCGCACAAACUACAUCUCCUCUCUCGCCGAGGCCCCGUGAACCACCUCCACCGCCACGUCUGCAGGCAAGCCGGAUUAUACCAGUCGAAACCGCGGACCACGGCCAGGCCAUCACUGCGUCGCGUCCUGUACCAUUGCCUCCAAGAAUAUCAUCCACUCCAGGCCCCUCACAAAACCCACUCCUAACACUUCGCCAUUCACGUUAUGGCUUACCUUCGAAGCUGGUCGACAACCUAGAGUCACUAGGCGUGCGCUCUAUCUACCCGUGGCAAUCGUCGUGUCUCUUAGGCAGAGGCUUGCUAGAUGGAGAACAGAACCUGGUCUAUACAGCUCCAACUGGUGGUGGCAAGUCUCUGGUAGCGGACAUCCUCCUCCUCAAACGAAUCAUCGAAAACCCCGGCAAGAAGUCUAUCCUGGUCCUACCUUACGUUGCUCUCGUCCAAGAGAAGCUGAAGUGGCUGCGCGCAUUGGUUGAUGGCGUGACCAAGAAUGUUGAAGACAUCAAAAAUGCCCAACCAGACCCAACAUGGCGCCGAUCCAGUACCCUGAUUCGAGUAGCUGGAUUUUUCGGAGGCAGCAAAUCGUCGGCGAACUGGUGCGACUGGGACGUGGCUGUAUGCACAAUUGAGAAAGCCAACUCAAUUGUCAAUACUGCGAUUGAGGAAGGCAAACAUGGCGAACUUGCGGCGGUCGUACUCGACGAGCUCCACAUGCUUAACGAUGAGCAUCGCGGAUACCUCAUGGAGCUGCUUGCCACCAAGUUGAUGUCUCUGGACACUGGCGUCCAGAUUGUGGGAAUGAGUGCAACGCUCCCUAACCCGCAACUCCUGGCGAAGUGGUUGAAUGCAAGAUUCUAUAUUGCAAAAUACCGACCAAUCCCCAUCGAGGAACAUCUGGUCUACGAGAACGAAGUCUAUCCGACAGCAAAUGCCAAAGAAUUCUUCAGAGCAGCCAGCCAAUUGACCGCUAAAAGCGUGGUUUCGACACCACAGCCAGAAGCCUGUAAAACCAUCAGCAAAUCUGACCACCAAGACCUGGCGAAUCCCAUGACCAACGCAGUCGUCGCCUUGUCCGUCGAGACUGCUGUCGCUGGCCAUGGUGCGCUUGUGUUCUGCAACAGUCGGAUGGCAGCCGAAAGGACUGCUUGCUUGAUCAGUGAUACCAUACCGGUCGAUGCUUGCGACCCACAGACGCAUGACAGGCGACAAGACCUGUUAGCAUCCCUCCGUGCGCUGCCUGGUGGAUUCGAAGAGUCCUUGCUGAAAACCGUACCCUGUGGCGUUGGGUUUCACCAUGCCGGACUAACCAUAGAAGAACGAGACCUGGUCGCGGACGCUUACGAUGUAGGUAUCCUCAAGGUUAUGGUGGCUACGUGCAGCCUCGCCGCUGGAAUUAACCUCCCCGCACGGAGAGUGAUCCUUAAUGGUGCCCGGAUGGGUCGCGAUCUGGUAGGGCCUGCAAUGUUGCGACAAAUGCGUGGUCGAGCUGGGAGGAAGGGCAAAGAUGAAAUCGGCGAGACAUAUUUGUGCUGUCACCAAUCAGAUCUUGAGGCAGUGGCGGAAUUGCUUGAAGCUGAGAUGCCGCCAGUUAUCAGCUGUUUGACACCGGAAAAGAGGGGCAUCAAACGAGCAGUACUUGAGGUUGUUGCUAUUCGGAUGGCCUCCAGUCGGGUCGCGCUAGAUCAAUACGUCCAUUCGUCCCUGCUUUGGCACACGACAGACCAUGCUGUGGUUGAAGAGCUGGUCGAACAUUCGAUCCGCGACCUACUGGCAUCCAAGCUGAUCCAAACGACCGAAUACGAGGGUUGUCUCGAACCCACCAAGCUAGGCUUGGCCGUUGUCGCAUCUGGCCUAAGUCCCGAAGAUGGUGUAUUUGUCCAUUCUGAAUUGCGACGAGCACUGGAGUCGUUUGUGAUGGAUGGGGAUAUGCACAUCUUCUACCUCUUCACCCCAGUGCAGACUGCUGGUAUGGGUGAAAUCUCUUGGUUGACAUUUCGUGACCAGCUGGAGAAUCUUGACGAAAGUGGAAUGAGAGCAUUGCGGCUGGUUGGAGUCAAUCCUGCAUUCGUCAAUCGCCUUGUCAAUAGUGGUGCUGAUUUGAAGGAGAAUACGUCAGAUGAGAUUCGUCUAGCCCGAAUCUACCGCCGGGCUUAUUCGGCUUUCCAACUGAGAGACCUCUGCAACGAAAUCCCUGUCCAUGAGAUCAGCGUGAAAUACAGUGUUCCGCGUGGACAAAUCCAGACUCUGGCUCAGACAUGCCACGGGUUCGCGGCGGGCAUGAUCAAGUUCUGCGACAGAAUGGGUUGGGGCAUGCUUGGUGCCGUGUUGGAACACAUGCUUGACCGACUCCGUGCAGGAGCGAGAGCAGAUCUUCUCGAAAUGGCCCAGGUUGCCUUUGUUAAGAGUCGCAUGGCGCGGAUCUUCUGGGAAAAUGGGUUCAAGAGUGUAAGAGCUCUCAGUGAAGCCGACCCUCAGACCUUGGUACCUGUCAUGAUGCAGGCACAAACCCGGAAGAUGAAGCUGGCCGGCGAAGCAGCCGAAAAGUUCAAAGACAAGUUGCUGGCUAGAGCCGAGAUCAUCGUCAGCAGUGCAAGUAGAGUUUGGGAGAGGCAACAGAUGGUGCGCUGGGAGGAAGAAUGAUAGGGACCUUGUCAGAGCACAAAGGACUGCUUGGGAUUGGUCCGAUGCUUCUGGGCAUCCCAGAUUGGUACCUUGCAUUAGCGAUCGCUCUGGUCUCUCCAGCAACAGCUGGGAUUUGCAGUACGAGUAGUCCUGUGCACAAGAUUCGAGUCUCAAGAAAAGAUUUCCUAGCACGGAUUGUGGUACAG
Messenger RNA from Exophiala xenobiotica, 3323 nucleotides. RefSeq lists its product as uncharacterized. Lineage: Eukaryota; Fungi; Ascomycota; Eurotiomycetes; Chaetothyriales; Herpotrichiellaceae. The record is from RefSeq and is a predicted model, not a curated record. The transcript has a single exon. Bases 319 to 3135 code for a protein of 938 amino acids. Gene Ontology annotation, molecular function: nucleic acid binding; ATP binding.